AGAUUCAAGACCCCAAACCUAAGCAAUAAAAAGACUCCGGCAAGAUUAGCAUAAGCGUAGGAGGCCCCUUGACUGCUUUGGUUACACUUUUGGUCUCGGUUAUGGAAUGUCCUCCCCAACAGGCACUUGCGUAGAAGAAAUCCAAUUCUCCAUCGUAGCCUGGCCUUCUGGCAGGGCUUUCCCACCCCCACCACUGCUAGCUGCAGCGUUUGCUCUUUUCUUGACCACAAGGCACAGCACCUGACCGUAUAUUGCAAAUCCCUCAUAUGAGACGUCCAUAGCUAGCUUCUUCUUGUCUUCGUUUCCAUCAAGGCCGUCGUUCGUCCGGGCCCUGUGCCUCUUGUGUGGGGGUGCCUCUGUAUCAGAACCGAUUUCGAUGGCCGAGGCUGUUUCAUCAUCUUCAAAUGCCUCAUCGUUGCCAUCUUGCUCCGGGCCCUGUAUUCCUCUUUGGCGCUUACUCCGCCGUGCUUUUGUUUCGGCAACGGGGAUAUCAGCGAGUCUCACCUCAUCAUCGUCUUCUUCUUGCAAGACAAGUGCACGAUAUUCAUCCUCAACGUCCACGGGAACACUAUCUGUCUCACCGAUGAGUUUAGACGAGUUGGACUCGAGUUUCGGUGGUAGCUUGUCCCUGAAAUGUUUGGUCUUGUAAAGGAGAGAAUGUCUCGUGCUCGUCUCUGUCAAGAAGAUGGAGACCUCAAACUCGUCUAAGUGAUAUCAGCUACGGACAGAGACAAAAAUAGAUCUCAACACACAUACCUGAUACUAUGACGUCUUUGAUGCUCUUCUUCUUGCUCUUCUUUCUGAUCCUUUCCUUCUCUUCACGCAGCUUCGGAAGCACCAAAGGACGGAUUGCCUCGAUGACCUUGGGUAAUACUGGAUUUCGAGGAUUCAGAAGCCAUGAUUGGGCCAAUGCAGGGUUAUCCAAAUAAAUCCGGCAUUCAAGGACCGAGUACUUGGAUAUCCUCAGAUAUCGUCGGACCGGAGCCAUCGUAUAUUUGACGCUAUAUGUGAAAGCGUGAAGUGUAGUAAAUGGAAGGAGCGUGAAUGACGCUGGAUAUGGCGUCACUUUAGUGAUGUAAUGAGUACCUGUCCACUAUAAAUCGCCUCGCGACACGCUAAAAGUCGGGCAUGGACGUUCGCGUGGGUAGGUCUGGAAACGUGCCCCGCGUCAGCCUUGCAUUAGGUGUGUAAGCGAUUGGAUGGGGGGAGUUUCAAUUGAACGACCGCUUGAACAGCCCAGUAGCGCCAAAAAAAACCCAUUGCUCAGCCGUGUUUAACUUCGACACCGAAAGCAUCCUAACUAAGUGCGAAAUGGUUCUUGAUCAACCAUGCUUCAAUCCUGGAAGUCGUCCUUGAGGUUGCCUCGGUCGAGAUUUCCGUAUGUUUUUCCCCUUGGCAGAACCUCCAAAUUUGGAACGUGAGCAGCUAACGUAGCUGAUCUCGCAGUGUUCGACCGACCUCUAAGUUCGAACCAAAUUAUCUCAAGCAAUGUACCGACGAUUUAUACGAAUGGCAAGCACAGAAUCGACCUGAGGAGAAGCCAUUUACCCUCCAUGAUGGGCCCCCAUACGCCAAUGGCGAGCUUCAUGUCGGUCAUGCCAUGAACAAAAUUCUUAAAGAUAUGAUUGUGCGUGUUAAAGUGCAGCAAGGCCGACGAGUGACAUAUCGACCCGGCUGGGAUUGUCAUGGUCUCCCAAUCGAAAUGAAGGCACUGGGAUCGCACUCGACGAAGGGGUUGACUCCUGUAGAAGUCCGGAACACAGCACGAAAGCUAGCUUCCAAGACGGUUGUGGACCAGAUGAAGGGAUUCCGGGCUCUCGCCGUUAUGUCUGACUGGGAAAAGAAGUGGACAACGAUGGACCGAGAUUAUGAGAUAAGGCAAUUGCGCGUUUUUCAAAACAUGGUCCGUCGAGGAUUGAUUUACCGCAAACACAAACCCGUUUACUGGUCCCCUUCUUCGCGGACUGCGCUUGCUGAGGCAGAGUUGCAAUUCGUAGAGGAUCAUGUCUCUACCGCCGCAUAUAUAAGGUUCCCUAUUGUUUCAGACUGGUCGUCUAUACCUGAACUGGCCGGUUUCAGGGGAAACCUGUAUGCAACUAUCUGGACAACCACUCCCUGGACCCUCCCUGCCAACCGGGCUAUUGCCAUCCACGACCAAAUUGAGUACUCGAUCCUCCAGGUUGGCAAUGACGGCUAUUUUGUUGCUUCGAGCCGUGUUGGAAACGUGAAGCGCUUCCUUGGCGACUUCCAAGUUGUAGCACAUUCUAUUCCAGGCUCUAGCUUGAAAGGUCUAGAGUAUAAGAACAAACUCCGGGGGCAAUCUGCUCCGCUGCAGCCUAUCAUCACUGCCGAUUUCGUUACCUCUAGCUCUGGUACCGGUCUGGUUCACAUUGCCCCAGGCCACGGCCGGGACGACUAUGAAGUGUGCUCUAAAAUUGGCAUUGAAGCAUUUGCUCCUAUUGACGAUGGUGGUUUCUUUACUGAAGAAGCUUACCCUGACGAUCCAGAUAAGCUCACCAAAGCGAGUUCCGUCAUGGAUGGCGGAAGUCACGCUGUCUUGGAAUUAGUGGGCGACGAUGUACUUGGAAGCCAUAAACAACGGCACAGUUUUCCUUACGAUUGGCGAACCAAGCGACCUGUGGUGACUCGUGCUACAGCCCAAUGGUUUGCUGAUGUUGGUAUUAUCAAAGAUGAUGCCCUUGAAGCACUGAAGGAUGUUCGGUUUGUUCCAAAGGGUGGUCGAAACCGCCUUGAAGCUUUCAUCACACGUCGCAGUGAAUGGUGUAUCUCUCGCCAGCGAUCAUGGGGAGUUCCCAUUCCUGCACUCUAUGACGAGAACGGAAAUGCUGUCAUGACAACAGAAACAAUCGACCAUAUCAUCUCAGUCAUGGAAGAGCGUUCUUCGUCUGCCUGGUUCUCUGAUGACCCAGAUGAACCUGCUUGGAUUCCACCCAACAUGGAGGGCAAAUACCGUCGAGGCACUGAUACAAUGGAUGUUUGGUUUGAUAGCGGCAGCUCAUGGACAGAAACUGAGGGCCCUGCUGAUGUCUACCUUGAAGGCUCCGACCAACACCGCGGAUGGUUCCAAUCCAGCUUAUUGACUUAUGUUGCCACGCAAACACCAAAGGAGUCGACUGGAAAAGCUGCUGCUCCUUUUAAGACCUUAGUCACUCACGGAUUCACUCUCGAUGGGAAAGGCAAGAAGAUGUCAAAGUCCGAGGGCAAUAUGAUUGUCCCUAGCGAAGUCAUGAAAGGGAUUCUAUCACAGGCUUACUCCAAAGGCUACAGGCAGAAACUUGACCCUCUUGGUCCAGAUGCUAUUCGACUGUGGGCAGCAAGCGCUGAUUUCACAUCGGAUGUUCUUAUAGGACCAGAUAUUCUUAGACCUGUCAAUGCUUCGCUGAUCAAAUAUCGAACCAUCAUCAGGAUGCUUAUCGGGUCAAUUUAUCCAGAGGCCCGUGAGCGCCCAUUGACUAAGUUGGACCAAAUGGCACUUGUUCAACUUUCCGAUACCAUGUCAGAGGUCAUGCAGUCAUACAACGACUUUGAGUUUUACAGAGCGGUCAGUACAAUUAACCACUGGGUCGCAACUGAUUUGUCCGCAUUCUACUUGGAAGCCCUGAAGGACCGACUCUACUGUGGUGAUGGCGGCGGUGCCUUGGAGCCUAUCUUGAUCGGACUUUUGCGCAUGCUGGCACCGAUAACUCCUAUGCUUGUUGAGGAGGCUUGGUCGUUCCGGCCAGAAUGGAUGGCCAAAGACACUUCCUUGAUAAGCCCAGCUCGCCAUCUAUAUGAUGACCCGCUCAUUGACCCUAUGCGUUUGACGCUUCCUCAAGAUGUGGUGCGUAAGGAUCAGUCCAUCAUCACAGAAGUUCAUGGCGCUGUAAAGGCAACACUGGAGGACGCGCGAAAUGCCAAGGCGCUUGGCAGCUCUCUUCAGAGCGCAGUCUACCUGGAAGUCGAGGAUGGAAAAGCGGCGGCUGUUCUUGGGCGUUACAUGGACGAGCUUCACGACAUAUUUGUUGUGUCUUCGGUGCAAGUCAACGAACCCCUCCCCGAAAAUCCUGCUUGGGCUUUCCAAAAGGAGUUCGAGAUCCAAAAUGCCAAGGUCAAUGUGCAUGUGCUUCCCCCGAAGGAGGAAAAAUGCCCAAGAUGCUGGCGAUACAUGGCGCCAAAGCAAGACGCGCUAUGUGGCAGAUGUGAGGAGGUUGUCGGUGCAUAGAGAAGAUGUAAGAGAGGGAUGACAGGUUUGAUGAUAUGUACCCCUCUUUGUCAUGACAAGUGUAUAAUAUUUGUGUAAACUAUCAAGAUAUUAGUGAUCUUGCUACUGAUUCUAUUUUUGAACAGUAUCUGUAUCAAUUAGACGACAACAGCCACUACAAGAAAUGUAUGAGAAAAUGCUGAAAGAUUCCGGCCUUGAG
Messenger RNA from Fusarium verticillioides 7600, 4421 nucleotides. RefSeq names its product isoleucyl-tRNA synthetase. Bases 1601 to 4222 code for a protein of 873 amino acids. Gene Ontology annotation, biological process: isoleucyl-tRNA aminoacylation. Gene Ontology annotation, molecular function: isoleucine-tRNA ligase activity; tRNA binding; ATP binding. The record is from RefSeq and is a predicted model, not a curated record. The transcript has 2 exons. Gene Ontology annotation, cellular component: cytosol. NCBI's taxonomy places the organism in Eukaryota, Fungi, Ascomycota, Sordariomycetes, Hypocreales, Nectriaceae.